UUCUUUCAUUGUUUUAUUCGCGAUUUGAGUUUUGGAUCAAAUUUUGGAUUUUUUUGUUUUUGUUUUGGUUUCAAAUAGUUCCAUGAUAUGAUUAUCGAAUAAAGAUUUUUUUUAAUUUAAAAACAAGAUAAAAAUGUCAUCAUCAACAACAACACCAUCAACCGAAAUAGUUACACAUCAAACAAUGAAAGUAAAUCAAAUACGUCGUCGUAAAAAAGUAUUAUUAUCAAUGUUACGGCAAAAUUCCGGCCUAUUAUAUUCAUCACGUAGAUUUGGUAUAUCACCAAAAUUUAAACUUCGUGAUCAGGAAGGUGAAUUUGCCAAAUUAUUUCCACAAUUAAAAGCAAAUCCUGAUGCAUUUUAUGAUUAUCUGGGUAUGUCGGAAAAAACAUUUAUGUUAAUAUUGAAUGGUAUUCAGGAUAAAAUUACUCGUCAUUCGAUUCGAAAACCGAUUAGCCCGGAAGAACAAUUAUUUGCUUGUAUAAGAUAUUUAGUACAAGGUGUAUCACAUCGUGUUAGUGAACAACAACUUCGUAUUGCUCAUCAAACAAUUUCCGGAAUUGUUGCUAGAGUUUGUCAAGCAAUUUGCGAUACAUUUAUGGAAAAAUAUCUAUCAUUUCCAACGGUUGAAGAAUUUAAACAAAUUGCCAAUCGUUUUUGGACAACAUGGAAUAUACCAAAUUGUUUAGGCGCUAUUGAUGGUAAACAUAUUCGAAUUAAAAAUUCUGAUAAUAAACAUGGUAUUUAUAUGCAAGCUGUUACCGAUGCUGAUUAUCGUUUUAUUUGUUGUGAUGUUGGUGUUUAUAAUGGCCAAAGUGAUAAAGAAUUUUUUUCCAAUUCAAUAUUUGGUCAAUCGGUUAUUAAUCAAACAAUUCAAGUACCAACCGAAUCAAUGUUACCGAUUAUUGAACCACAAAUUGAUUUACCAUAUUUUUUUAUUGGUGAUGAUACUUAUCCACUUCGUACAAAUUUACUUCGACCAUAUCCCGAACGAUAUAUAAAUGAAUCACAAAAAAUUUUCAAUUAUCGUAUUAAUCAAGCAAAAAGAGUUGCUGAAUAUUCAUUUGGUGUUCUGAUUGAUAAAUUUAAAUGUUUAAAUUCAACAAAAUUUAUGCCAGAUAAUUCAGAUUUUAUUGUACUUACUUGUGUACUUUUGUACAAUAUGAUUCUUACCGAAGAAGGUUUUAAUUAUAAUCAAGAAACAUUCGAUUCAUUACGUACAACACAUAUUGAUAGUUCACAAAAACCUAAAACCAAAAUUAAUAAUCCAACAUUUGAUGCUAAACGUAUACGUGAUAUUUAUGCGGAAUAUUUUUUCAAUGCUACCGGAUCGGCUGUACAAUCAAAUUCGAUUGUUGUUAUUCAACAACCAUCAUAUACAACAACAACAACAAUUAUAUAGGCUUAAAAAAAUAUUUUUAUUUUGUACAUAAUAAUUUUGCCAU
This is a messenger RNA of Dermatophagoides pteronyssinus (European house dust mite), 1445 nucleotides long. RefSeq lists its product as uncharacterized. Lineage: Eukaryota; Metazoa; Arthropoda; Arachnida; Sarcoptiformes; Pyroglyphidae. The record is from RefSeq and is a predicted model, not a curated record.